GCAUGAUGCAACCUUCUCACCUAAGUAUAGCUACAACUCAUUCCCAGAAACACUAAAAUUUCAUUCACAAUUCUCUUCAAGGGCCAACAAAAUCAUUACUAGUAUUUUUUAUUUUUACUUAUCAAUUUUGGGAGGCUUGUGAGAAUGAGCAACAUGACGACGAAACCAGAUUUCGCGCAGAAACUGCUGAAUGAUCUGCGCCAGCGCAAGGAAAGGAUGGCCGCCACUCAGCACUCAAGUCGACAGUCGAGCCAAACAUCUAGAGCCACACGCGGGACAUCAAGGGGCGCUCGACAAAUGAAUGUCCUAGAUUCCGCUAGUUCUACAACGAGAGGCAGCAGAUCAGUGAACACGAAAGAAACUUCGAGCCAGAUCAUUGUCUACGAGGGCAGGCAAAGCUCUAAGCAAGUCAGAGAUCUGUCGAUGGCCAUAGCUUUUGCCUUUGAAAACAGUGGAAAUCUCAGUACCAUUAGCGGCUCCAGCAGCAAUCCACUAGUUAAUUUCUUCAACAGAUUUGGUCGAAGAUCUCCAAACUCGAGAAAAAUGGAGACUACCGGCUUCUACAAUCAUACCUCAGCUGGUUCGUUUCCUAACAUCCAUGUCAAUGAAAUAUCGAAAGGAGUUCACAAGCUAAACCAGAUUCUAAGUGCCUGCUCCAACGGCCUUAACUUGGACAGAAACUCGAUUGAAAUUGGAAGAGAGCUGCUGAAAGGCGCAAUUGAUUUGGAAGAGUCCCUGAGGAUGCUUGUGAGCUUACAGGACGCUUCAGAGUUCACGAACAGUUCACAGAAGAAAGGCCGUAUAAAGUUACUGGGAGAGGAUGGGGAAGAGGAUGAGGAUGAGGAUGAUGACAAUGGGAAAAGAGUCGAGCAGUGGAAGCUGGAUCGGCCUAGAUUCUCCUUUGAUAGAACCUCAGGGAAGUCCCGAGCGGUCCAGGGUGGAACAAGACAGCAACAGCUAGCUCUACCAUAUAGGCAUGAAACGUCCGACCAAUCUAUUAUCACCAACUCGCAGCUGGUUCCUCAUACGAGGUCUAAUAGCUAUGUCGAGGAUUACAGUCUCUUAAGUUUAUCAAAGUCCACACCAGAGAAGGGAAGGAUUUCAAAUGUGAUAGCUAAACUUAUGGGGCUCGAAGAAGUUCCUCUGAAGGAGGGCUCGAUAGGUGGGAAAAAUGUAUCGAAUGAAAGUGGCAAGCAGAAAAAACCCAUGACUAGAGAGACUAGGAACAAUGGAUCUGAUCUUAGCACCAACAAGAUGCUGCCAAGAAGAGAGCCCAAGCAACAGAUCAAACCUGAAAAGAGCCAUGAAACAAAGGAUGGCGCCUCUAAAAUGGUAAACUCGGAGAGGAGCCAGCUGCGUAAAGAUUUGAAAAUGCAAGCAGUGAGCAUGGAGCCAGCAAACAUCAUGAUAAAGAAACAACAAAGCCACACUAAUCAUGUCGAUGGAGUCACGAGCUUCAAAGAAAACACGAGGAAACAAACUCAUGGAGAGGACAAAAGGGCACAGAAAAGCACAAUGCUGAAAGCAGAAGGCAAAACAAGCAAUAGGAUUGAGCAAGUGAUAAGUGCAAAUUCAGUAGAAAAGAGGAAUGCAAAUAAUUAUGUUCCGAAAAUUCAAGAACAGAUCGCUAAAAGGCCUGAUCCCUCUCAAGACAAGAACUCUGUCGACUACAAACCACAGCAACUUCAGAAACAUAAUUUGGUGGCAAAAAUCCAUGAGGUCCAACAAGUGGAGCACAUACACGCCUCAAAAUCCAAGAGAAGUGCAGCCACGAAUCAGCAGAAGAAAUUACCACGCGAAAAAUCCACUCCUGGUGAUGGGAGAUCAACCAAAGUUCCCGUGAGAGACUCUGUUCACAGACGACAUCAAGAUGCUGACCUCACAAUUGAUAACUCACAGAAUACCGCAAUCAAUCAAGAAAGCCCCCGGACACAAAGGCAAAGUCAGGAUUCAUCUAAAACUGAAAGCGGUAUAGAAGAGGGGAGCAGUCGACUGCUUGCAGAAGAGAAGCCACUCGAGGCCUCAUCCACACAGAAGAGAACUGUUACCAAGAAAGUUCAGAGAAGAGAGAUUCCUGAAAAGAUAGAAGUACUUGCGACUAGAAGAAAUUCUAUUGGUACUGCAAAAAGACCAGACAAAAUAUUGAGAGGUCUGAAACAGCAGAUGCAAAAUAAAAGCCGCGCAUCCAAAAAGACAGAGGAACCAAGUGAUCUCAAGGUCAAAGAAGAAAAAGAAGUCAUCACUGCUUCAGAAAUGGUCGCUGAACCAGUGAAGCCAGAUGUAAAGAUAGAAACUGAAGAUGAUCAGGCGACCGUAUUAAACAGCACUGUAGCAAAUGAAUCCCAAAUUGACAAGAGACAGAACAAACUCAACCUCAACAACAUUGUACUGGAUGAUCUCGAGGAGGAGGAACAGCCUCGUACACUUAAGGUUGAAGAAGAACAAAAUGAAGGUGUUCAAAGCUUAGACACCCGUGAAGAGAGCACUGAACGAGAUCUUCUUCAACAUGAGUGCGUACAAUCGAAUAGACAAGAGCAACUGACAGAACCGGAAAAACAACUCAAGGAGACAGUGAUAAAAAGCCAGAUGUUUCUUAGCACAGCCGAGGCUCUCUUCAAGCUCAACAUACCUCUCAGCUUCCUUCACGCGGGUGAUCAUGAAAACGAAGUGUCAGGCAAGAAGCUCGUGCUGGACUCUGCGAAUGAAGUGAUGAGGAGAAAAGCAAGGCGGUAUGAAUUCAUGAAUAAUCCAUACAUGAAGACUGGAGUAAGUAACGUAAAGAUAAGGUCAUUGGAUGAUUUGGUGAGGCAACUCUGCAAGAACUUGGAAUUGCUGAAGAGCUAUGGCAUGAAUGGGAGUGAUGAGAGUGAUGUAGCAGCUGGACUGCAUAGAAUGCUCAACAAAGACAUUUACAAUGAGGAUCCUGAUGUGAACUGCAUGUGGGAUUUUGAAUGGAGCAGAAUGAUGUCCAUAUUUCCUGAAAUGGAAACUGUGGUGAAAGAUGUGGAAAGACAGAUGCUGAAUGGAUUGCUUGAUGAGAUUACCAGUGACCUUUUGUUAGGUAUAUAACUGUUUUGGUUUGAUUUUUUGAGGUUUUAUAGCUAUAUCUAUUGUGAUUCAUGAUUUUAAAAAAAGGGACAGGGUUUUGAAAGUAAAUAGUUAGUUAUUGCAUCA
Salvia hispanica is the source of this 3174-nucleotide messenger RNA. RefSeq lists its product as uncharacterized. Lineage: Eukaryota; Viridiplantae; Streptophyta; Magnoliopsida; Lamiales; Lamiaceae. The record is from RefSeq and is a predicted model, not a curated record.